Triplophysa dalaica is the source of this 2881-nucleotide messenger RNA. It is a transcript of the gene klhdc8a, whose product is annotated as kelch domain containing 8A. The record is from RefSeq and is a predicted model, not a curated record. The transcript has 6 exons. The coding region runs from base 298 to 1362 and encodes 354 amino acids. Gene Ontology annotation, molecular function: protein binding. Lineage: Eukaryota; Metazoa; Chordata; Actinopteri; Cypriniformes; Nemacheilidae.
UACAUGACCCAUAUGAGGCGAAGAGAGGGAGCGCGUGAGAUGCUGCGCUGGAUGCGGCGGAUGCUGAGGAUGCUGUGGCGGUGCUGAUGCUGGUAGAGGGAGUGUCUAUUCCACGCGUGGAAUAUUAUUGCUCUGCCAUCGCGCUCCGUCCAUAAGGGAAGCGCCCGAGGAGAAUCGGAAGAAACCGAAGCCCACACCGAAAAGUCCCAACUUCAAAAACUAAGGUGGACGAGUUUGGUUUGACGGCUUAUCAAGGGCACGGCGUCAUCGAGAUUCUGAAGUGGACGGUCAGGGGCGAUGACGGUGCCCUCGGCCCAUGAGUUUCACUGGCAGAGCCUGGCUUCUCUCUCCAGUGCCCGCGUGUAUCACUCGUUGGCUGACGUCGGGGGGCAGCUGUAUAUGGUAGGGGGUUGCGAUGGUUCGGCUCGACCCACCAGUGCGCUUGAACGCUACUCCCCAGAGGUAGACCGUUGGAUAAGUCUUUCUUCAAUGCCCACGCCGAGAGCAGGGGCAGCGGUCGCUGUCCUGGGCAAGCAGCUCCUGGUGGUGGGUGGAAUGGGAAAGGACCAGCGCCCCCUAAAGGCCGUUGAGGUGUACAACACAGAUGAAGGCAAAUGGAGGAAGAGGUGCUCACUCAGAGAAGCAUCCAUGGGGCUUGCGGUCACUGUUAGAGACGGCCGAGCUCUUGCUGUUGGGGGAAUGGGAGCCGACCUCCUGCCCAGAAGUGUUCUCCAGCAGUAUGACCUUCGCAAGGACGUGUGGGCGCUCCUCCCGCCCAUGCCCACCCCUCGCUACGACACAAGCGUCUGCCUACUGGGCUCCAAGAUUUACGUGGCAGGUGGACGGCAGUGCAAGCGUUUGGUGAAAGCUUUUGAGGUCUUUGACAUCGAAACCCGGAGCUGGUCUUCCCUACCCAGCCUGCCUUGCAAAAGAUCUUAUUCUGGGGUGUUGUGGGACAGCGCAGGACGACUCUGCUGGUUAGGAGGCCUCAGACAAGGAGGAAUACACCAAAGUUCUAAGUUUACCAAGAAUGUAAACAUCUUCGACACCAACCAAGGAUUGUGGUUGAAAUCAGAAGACACCGUAUCCUUAAAAACCAAGCGAGCAGACUUUGCCGCUGCGAUGGUGCGAGGUAGAAUGAUUGUUGCAGGGGGUCUAGGUCACCAGCCCUCAGUGCUGGACACUGUGGAAGCGUUCCACCCCGACAAGAGAAAGUGGGAGAGGCUGUCGCCCAUGGCAACCCCUCGUUGCUCUGCUUCCAGCAUCGUGAUCCGGGAUCGCCUACUGGUUGUGGGAGGUGUCAAUCAAGUUCCGACCUCCGCCCAUGAGAUUCUAUACGUUAAAGAGGAGGAGCUUAUUUAAUCACCGGAUGUUUGGAUUUACAGUAAAAUGUUUCCUUCAAUGAUCAACAAACAUAAAUUAUUACACAGAGGCCAGAAACAUACUCAAGGAUGCAAGCGCAGACGCAAAUGCAUGACCAUUGUAUUGCAAGCCUGCUGUCUUGUGUGUUUUUCGUUAAAGUACCCAAAAAUACCAAAGGGGGUGCUAGAGUUACCUUCGUUUUUAUAAUUCAGGUACAUGGAGUAGCUAGAAAUAUUGAACUAACUUGCUCGGCAAGAUACAUGACAGCAUUUUAACUAAAAGAGAAAACUGAGUAUAGUGUAGUUAGCGAAUACACUAAUGUUCAGCUUGUGUUAAAAAAUGCAAAUUAUUUGAACGUUUUUGCGUAGCUAAAAACAUUUCCAUUCAUUUACUUGCAUGGAGUAUGUUUCAGGCCUAAUGUCUGUACAAUAAAAUUUUCUCGUGCUAGACUGUUUGAAUGGAUAAGCUACACUACCGUAAGAUACAUAAGCACACCGUUGGAAACAAAACAGCUGUAUUUGAGUUUCAGAAGCUUAUGUUUAUGCCAUUUUUACAAGAUGCACAGUGACAAUCUGCUUCGUAAAGCCAACAAGCCCAACCACCCACAAGCUAAGAACAUUAUGCACAAAUAUAGCCAGACACACUUCGGAAAGAGAUUAAACGUGUUUUAAAAUAAACUGAUUCAGUUUGCUCUCUAUAGCGGUCUCUGUUGAGAUAAUUUUGAGUGUUUACAGAGUUCUUAGUGUUAUUGUAUAGUAUUGCAGCAGAAGUUCUAUUAAUAAAGUGAAGUUUUAACUUUAUAUUCAUUGUGCACACCUCCCGAGGUUUAGACUGGUUUGGAACCUGAACAGUGGAGUUUGGUUUUUGUAUGAUGAAUAUUUUUGCUUAUUUUCGCCAGGUCUUGUUAGUUUGAUCUAAACUUGGCACUGCUGUAGCACACACAUGCAAUUUUUUUCUAAAAAAUGUUUACAGGGGUUUUAGCAAUUUAUGGUAGCAUAUACUGUACAUUGUGUCUUUAAACCUUAUGGAAUCAAUACAGGACUUUGUGUAGUCCAUGCCUGUUGUGUAGUCAUGCAUAUUACAAUUUACAAUCACUCUCUUCUGACGAAACAUAUCAGAUAUUUAUAAACGAUUUGCAAAAGCAAGAAGUUACGGGGAAGCUUAAUUUUAACACUAUUAUGAUUGUUUGUGUUCAUGGUUGAAGAAGUCACGGAUUUUCCAGACAUAAACUGGCUUCGACAAUCUAAAAUGUCACACCCAAAGAAAUCUUCACAUGUAAAAGGCUUCCAUGAGGUCUUUAAUGAUAAACAAUAUUGUUAGUAAAGAGUUCAGAUAUGCAGUAUUUUGACAAAGUUUAGAAAGUCUUUAGAAAAGUAAAGAUAGCUUUGGCCAAGGUAUGUAUUGAGUUUUGUUAUAUAAAUUAUGUUUAUUGCUUCUUACUGUAUAAUAUUAUAAUGUUUACACUUGUAUUUAUUGGACAGCAGUUCAAUGUGUCUUGGGAAGCCCAUAGCAAUAAAGU